Corvus hawaiiensis (hawaiian crow) is the source of this 996-nucleotide messenger RNA. Its product is annotated as lens fiber membrane intrinsic protein-like. The coding region runs from base 427 to 798 and encodes 123 amino acids. Lineage: Eukaryota; Metazoa; Chordata; Aves; Passeriformes; Corvidae. The transcript has 4 exons. The record is from RefSeq and is a predicted model, not a curated record.
CCCAAUGUCCCUGACCCCGCUGUCCCCAUAUCCCCGUGUCCCCCCUGUCCCGUCCCCGCUGUCCCCAAUGUCCCCUCUCCACCCGGCUGCCCGCAGGGUCCCGAGCCCACCCUGGGCUGGCCUUGCCUCGGGGAUGUCACCUGCUGUCCCCAAGGCGCUGGCGGGACCCGCCUGUGUCGCCGGGGGUGACCCCGGCCGUGUCCCCCCCCUCCCCCUCAGUGUCACCCGGCUGGGGACAAACUCGUGCCACCUCAGCAGCCGGGUGGCCGCAGCGCCCAGAGCCUUCCCCCAUUGUGUCCCCAACAAUGGCAGUGCCACGUGCCAGGGGCCCUGUCCCCUCCCGGGGGACGGAGCGGGGACACGGGGACAGCACGACACGGGGACAGGUGGCCAUGGGGCAGCGGCGCAGCGGCUGCUGAAGGCGGGAUGCCGGCGGCCGGGGGGCUGCUGUGCGGGGCCAGUGGCCUGGCCCUGCUGGUGGCCGCCACCGCCACCCAUUUCUGGGUGCAGCGCCGAGCGCCGGGGGGCACGGCCAGCCUGGGGCUGUGGCACGGCUGCCUCGGGGGACAGUGCCACCCCCACGCCACCACCCCAGGGCUGCUGGCGCUGCUGGGGCUCGGGGUGUACUCGGGGGGGACCCUGACCCUGCUGGGGCCGCUGCGCGGCUCCUGGAGCUUCUCCUGGUCCUACAUCCUGGGCUGGGUGGCCGUGGUGCUGCUGGGCUCCGCAGGGCUUUUCCACCUCUGUGCCGCUUCCAAGGAUCCGUCCCGGGAGAGCUCCGAAAUUGGGGGGUCCUGAGGGGUCCUGGGUGCCCUGGGGGGGGUCCCCACCCCAAUUUGGGGUGCCGCGGGUGUGGUCACUGCUGUGCUGAGCUGUGUCCGGCCUCUGCUGAUCCCCUCCCCCCUCCCCAAUUCCCGUUUUUUUCCCCCUUUUCCCAAAUUUUGCUGUGCCAAUAAAUGACACCCCCCCCCCCCCCGGGGUUUCCCUGUGGGAUCC